AUGGAUCGGGUGAACUCGAACCUGUACCUGCAGAACCUGUGCAUCAUGGAGGAGAACGAGCGGCUACGGAGGAAGGCGCAGCAGCUGGACCAGGAGAACAAGCAGCUGCUCGCCGAGCUCAAGCUCAAGAAGCAGCAGCAGCAAUCCAUUGCUACCACUGUUCGUGUCAAGUUUUGGGCCACCGUCACGUCCCAGUGCUUCCUCGUCGAGAUCACCGUUGAUCAAAUAGGCCAUUGGAUGGAGUUCAUGCCAGAGCUGGGGGCAGAUGCCGACCGCAUAAGCACCCUUCCUGAUGACUUACUCCUCGUGGUUCUUGCAUGCCUGGGUUGUGCUGCCACAGCCGCAGGCACCAGCCUCCUCUCCCGCCGGUGGCGCAGCCUCUGGACCGGCCUCCGCAAGCUCGUCUUCCAUGACAUCCCAUUUGAAUUGCUCGAAGAAGUGCUUAGCCGCUUCUCCCCCAAUGUCUCCCUUCUCGAAAUCCGCAUCCCGGAGCAGCCAGGGGACAUCGCCAACACUGCCGGCCAUCUCAACUCGCUGUUGCGUGCCGCGGCACGGCUUGAGCCGGAGGAGUUCAUCUUCACAGUGCCAUCAAGCCUAGCAAGAGUCUGCGCCGAAAUUAACUUGCCAUGCUUCCACCGUGCAAAGUCCAUCGUGGUACACUUUGACAGCUUCAUAACCCUUGAGCCGACUGAUGGUGAAGAGCACUUCUCUGCGCUCAAAACACUAUCUCUCACAGGCAGCAAUGUCACCGACGCCGAAGCCUUCCUCCGCCGCUGCCAGCGCCUGCGGUCGUUCACUAUCUGGGCGCCCACCAUUGUGCUCGGCGACGACCUGAGGGUCCACUCGACGUCGCUGCUGGAGCUCAUCGUGGCCGUGACGACGGCGUGGGGAGAACUUAUAGAUAUCGAUGCCCCCGAGCUCAAGGUAUUGUUCGUGGCCAUGUUUGCCUUUGAAAACGCAAACAUCUCUGUCUCGGUACCAAAUGUGGAGAAGCUCUCGUGGAGCUGCCUAUAUGCACGGGGGACUAAUGGGUUUGGUCUCUGGAACCUGGAGAAAGUGACGUUGCUGAAGGCACCGGGCGAGGGACAGCCCCCUUCGCUGACAAUUCAGGCCUGCAAUGCCUCGAGAUAUAUUUUCCCGGAAGCAGCCAGCCUUGUGCAGGAGAUACAGAAACACAUGGUCACUGAAUUCUCUGUUUUGGAGAUAUGUCUUAGAACAACGGGGCAUGCUUUUGGAGCAUUUGUGUCACUUAUCCUUGGGAUGCGACCGAUUCGUACUGAUGUGAAGAGGCUUAAGGUCGUUAUAUGGAGACCAAGGCAUCCCAUUUUUGACCCAGUUAGCCAUCUGGUUCUUCCUCCAGAACACCACUUCGUGGCUCCUGCUCUGGCUGCACCUCCCUGCUGCCUCCGUCAGAGCUCUAGCUCUAGUGAGUCAGCAUUUGCGCAACAGCUAUUGUGA
Brachypodium distachyon (stiff brome) is the source of this 1458-nucleotide messenger RNA. RefSeq lists its product as uncharacterized. The transcript is spliced from 5 exons. The record is from RefSeq and is a predicted model, not a curated record. Gene Ontology annotation, molecular function: protein binding. NCBI's taxonomy places the organism in Eukaryota, Viridiplantae, Streptophyta, Magnoliopsida, Poales, Poaceae. The coding region runs from base 1 to 1458 and encodes 485 amino acids.